UAAAAGUGUUUGGCGAAUAAAAAUGUAUGAAUGAAUUUUUAGCGCGUUUUUAAAUAGAAGCAGCUUGAAUCACAAUAAUUAAAAAACAUAAGGAAAAGAUUAUUGAGCAACGGAGCCAUUCGAAUCGUUCACGAUGCUGCCGCAGCAAUAUUGCCUGCGCUGGAAGUACCAUCAUAGCAAUCUGCAGACGAUGUUCUCGCAGCUGCUGGACCGCGGAUGCUUCUGCGAUGUGACGCUCGCCUGCGAGGGCCAAUUGAUAAGGGCCCAUCGUGUGGUGCUCUGUGCGUGCAGCACCUUCUUCGACUCGGUGCUGUCGAACUAUGCCAGCGAACGUGAUCCGAUCAUCAUCAUGAAGGAUGUCACCUUCGCCGAGGUCAAGUGUCUCAUCGAGUUCAUGUACAAGGGCGAGAUCAAUGUGGAGCAUGCCAGCUUGCCCUCGCUGCUGAAGACCGCUGACGAUCUGAAGAUCAAGGGCCUCGCCGAGGUUACCUGGCGCGAUGACGACGAUGGGCCGCCACCUCCGAUGCCGGCUGCCGAGUUCCAUUCGCCUCCACGCAGUCUGGCUGAGAGCUAUGGCCACGAUCUGGUAAAUCAGCAGGCGGCGCAUCUACAACCGCAGCUCUCGCUCGCACACAGCGAUCGGGAACGGGAAAGGGAACGUGAACGUGAACGUGACCGUGAACGUGAACGUGAACGCCAUUCGCCAGCGGGUCUGGAUAAUGUCUUGGGUCUGAAUGCCGGCACUCGGUUGCCCGAUUUGACGCCCCUGCCCAGUGCCAGCGCUGGCUUGGACUGCCCAGCGACCGUCUCGGAUCCGUUUCUGGGACCCAAACGCAAACGGGGACGUCCUCCGCUGGAUGACACAUACGAUGUAUUCAAUGUUCGCAAGCUGGCUCAAUAUGCUGCAAAUUUGGAGCCGGCACAGCGCGCAUAUUUGGAGUCGACGCGUCCCUUUGUUGAGGAAACGUUGCCAGUAGCACAUUCCGCCGCAUUGGCGUCGCCGCCUGCUGCCUGCCCGCCCAAGCAGCGCCAGCGUCUGCGCCAGCAGCAGCAGCAGCAGCAACAACAGUCGACGCCAGCACAAAUGGAGUUGGGGGAGCGCGAAUUGGACGCAACACAGGAUUGGGCCAAAGAGUCAAGCCCCAAGCUAAGCGAUGUGGAGCUAAAGACAGAGCUGGAGCUGAGCAACGAUGCGAGCACUAUGCAGGCAACAACAACAACAACAGCAGCAGCAGGAGCCGCUGCCACUGCGCCGCUCUCCAGCUCCGUCAAGAAGCUGGGGGAGAAGCCCGUCGAGCGACGCGAGCGUCAUGGCAAGCUGCGUCAUGCCACGCGUCGGCUUUACGGCGAACAUGAAAAGUCCGCCGAGAAGAAGCGCACAACAGCAGCGGCAAGCGAGUCGCCGGCAGUGGAUCAGCUGACAUCACCCGAGCCGGGUGACCUGCGGGCGAGCGCGGCCGAUGUCGAUGUCAUUGCUGACGGCGACGCCAACGCCGACGCAUUGCCAAAGCCCGUCGAGGAGAUCGAGAAUGAGCAUUUGGUGGCAAAUCGAGCCGAUUCGCCAGCUCUGCUGCCGGCUGGCGGCUUUGGUGGCAAGUACUUGAUCAACGAUCAUGGCAUGCUAAUGGCCCACGAUUUUGCGCCCAAUGCGGUGGCCAGCGCCGCAGUUGCGGCCGCUGCGGCAGCGGCAGCUGUUGCUGUUGCCACAGCCAAUGGCGGCGGCAACAACAAUGCGUCUGCAAGUGGCGUCGAGCAUGCCGGCGACUAUGCCGAGGUCAAGCUGGAGGAUUACGAUGCAGCCGAACUGCGGCUAACCAACGAGGAGCUAACCCAGUGGCAGGAUGUCAUCAAAAUGGAUGACUAUUUGGCCAAGGGGCGACGUCCACAGUUCUGGGAGGAGCCAUUCACCAAGCGCGUACUUGAUGCCAUCAAAAACAAAAGACUUGAAAUGAAGAAGGCGGCUCGCAUCUUGGGUGUCUCCUAUGGCACGCUCUACGGUCGCUAUCGCGAGGUCUACGGCUGUCUGAAGCAUCCCUAUAGCGGCACCACUUUCCGCAAUUCCGUCGCCUCCUCCGCAGGCAGCCAGCUGUCGGUGCAGCCGCGAUUCGAUCUGAGUUUCCGCAGCAGCAACGUUUUACCCACCCCACUGGAGCUGGGCAAGCUGCGGCAAAAGGAUCUCAGUGAGCUCUGGACACGUCCGCAGAUAUGAAAACCAACGAAGCUGUUGAAAAAUCUCAAACGUCGGCCCAGAUUGAUCUAAACUUAGUGUUAAGCACAAUUUCAAUAGGCUAAUAUACUUAUGGUCUAUAUACCCACAACACAAACAAACAAAAAAACAUUCAACAAAAAGACAGUUAAGUUAAGCGUGAGGCUAGUUUAAGAUAAUCGAAAGGAAAAAAAAAAAUAUGAAGAAAA
Messenger RNA from Drosophila arizonae, 2415 nucleotides. RefSeq lists its product as uncharacterized. Gene Ontology annotation, molecular function: DNA binding; protein binding. Gene Ontology annotation, biological process: regulation of transcription by RNA polymerase II. NCBI's taxonomy places the organism in Eukaryota, Metazoa, Arthropoda, Insecta, Diptera, Drosophilidae. The record is from RefSeq and is a predicted model, not a curated record. Gene Ontology annotation, cellular component: nucleus.